Messenger RNA from Clupea harengus (Atlantic herring), 1372 nucleotides. RefSeq names its product nudix (nucleoside diphosphate linked moiety X)-type motif 7 (gene nudt7). The record is from RefSeq and is a predicted model, not a curated record. Gene Ontology annotation, biological process: coenzyme A catabolic process. Gene Ontology annotation, molecular function: coenzyme A diphosphatase activity. Lineage: Eukaryota; Metazoa; Chordata; Actinopteri; Clupeiformes; Clupeidae.
UAAGCAAUUUCGACUUCCGGGUCUUUCGAGGCAGUGUUUACAUUCACGUCUCAUAACUAACUGGUUAGCCACCCGCCCUGGUCUGGUCUGUCUGCCAGGUUGGAAAAAAUUGUAAUGCCAGACGAGACAUGAAAGUAAUGGCACCAUGUUACAACUGUAAUGAAUGAUAAAGGAGACGUGCAUUUGUCCCAUACAGAAUGGAAAUGAGAGAAACAGCCAAGAUUGCUCUGAAGAAGUAUGACACUGGGGACCUAUUUUCCUUUUUGCCCGCCAUGCCAAAAGCGUCAGUACUCAUUCCAGUGUUCGUAAGAGGAGGAGAGUUGCACGUAUUAAUGACUUUGCGUUCACCUCAUCUAAAUAGCAAUGCUGGAGAGGUUUGUUUCCCUGGGGGGAAGUCUGAUCCCGAGGACAAAGAUGAGGUGGACACAGCCCUGCGGGAAGCCAAGGAGGAGAUAGGCCUUCCUCCUGAACAGGUGGAGGUGGUCUGUAAGCUCUUCCCCAUCAUUAACAAGAGAGGUCUGUUGGUCACACCAGUGGUGGCCUUCAUUGACGAGUCAUUUGUGGCCCAGCCAAACCCUGCUGAAGUGAGUGAGGUGUUCACCGUGCCUCUUGACUUCUUCAGGCUGGAGGCAGCCCACUCGUUGUACCCAGUUCAAGGCAUGACGGCACCUCUCCACAGCUUCCUCUACCCAGACCCUACCUCAGGAAAGCAGCAGCAGAUCUGGGGGCUUACAGCAAUGAUCGCCAUCAUUGUGUCUGUCCUGGCGACUCAGAAGAAGCCUGAGUUUAAUGUUGGUUUUAACCUGGAUAAUCCGUUACCAUUUUUCCAACACAAUAUAGAUAACUGUAUAAGCAAACUGUGAUGGUCAUUCUGAGACGUCUGUAGUCAAGUCAAGUCAAAGUGUUUAUUGUCGCAUGCACCAACUUGCUUCAGCGCAGCGAAAUUCUUAAGACUUGGCCAGCAACAUCUAAGCAGUAGACGGCAUACAGAUAACAAAAUAACAUAUACCAAAAAUAACAUAUAACACUAUAACAUAUAACAUUAACAAGUAACAACAAUUUUAAAAUACAAGAAGGGCUAGCAGCAGUUUAAAGGGUGAAGAAGUGAGGAAUGUUAAAUUAAAUAAAAAAUGUGUGCAAAUAUAUGUAGUAAGUGUAGUUGUAUGAGUGGGGGAGCAGAAAGUACAUUUUGAUGACGACUGUUCAGUGGGUCAAUGUUGCUGAUUCAGAAGCCUUACGGCCUGGGGGGGAAAGCUGUUUGUGAGUCUGGUUGUCCGUGCUCGGAUGCUCCGGUAACGUCUACCAGACGGCAGCAGUUUGAGUAUUCCAUAGCCUGGGUGUAUCAUACUAUUUGUAAAUAAAAUUAUUUUAC